Vanderwaltozyma polyspora DSM 70294 is the source of this 888-nucleotide messenger RNA. It is a transcript of the gene INM1, whose product is annotated as inositol monophosphate 1-phosphatase INM1. The transcript has a single exon. Gene Ontology annotation, molecular function: inositol monophosphate 1-phosphatase activity. The record is from RefSeq and is a predicted model, not a curated record. Gene Ontology annotation, biological process: phosphatidylinositol phosphate biosynthetic process; inositol metabolic process; signal transduction. NCBI's taxonomy places the organism in Eukaryota, Fungi, Ascomycota, Saccharomycetes, Saccharomycetales, Saccharomycetaceae. Bases 1 to 888 code for a protein of 295 amino acids.
AUGCCAAUUAAUUAUAAAGAGAUCGAAGAGUUUUUAUGCAAAUUGGCACUUGAAAAAGUUGGUCCCAUAAUUAAAUCAAAAUCAGGUACAUUACAAGAAUAUGAUUUAAAAACUGGGUCAAGAAGAGUUGAUAUUGUUACUGCCAUUGAUAAACAAGUAGAGGCAAUUAUUUGGGAAACUGUUAAAAAGGAAUAUCCAGAUUUUAAAUUUAUUGGUGAAGAAAGUUACAUUAAAAAUGUUACUAAAAUUACAGAUGAACCAACCUUUAUUAUUGAUCCAAUUGAUGGUACUACAAAUUUUGUUCACGAUUUCCCUUUCAGUUGUACUUCUAUGGGGUUAACUGUUGAUAAAAUUCCGGUCGUUGGUGUCAUUUUUAAUCCUCAUAUCAAUUUAUUAGUAUCUGCAUCAAAAUCCAAUGGUGUUAGAGUGAAUGGGAAAGAAUUCGAUUAUAAAGAUAAAUUGAAAUCAAUGGGUCCAUUGGUGUUAAAUAAAUCUAUUGUAGCACUACAACCAGGUUCUGCAAGAGAAGGAAGUAAUUUCAUUUGUAAAAUGAAGACUUAUCAAAACUUGCUUGACUGUGAAAAGGGAUUUAUUCAUGGGUUUAGAAACUUAGGUUCCUCAGCAAUGACGCUAGCUUAUAUUGCUUUAGGUAAGUUAGAUAGUUACUGGGAUGGUGGGUGUUAUUGUUGGGAUGUUUGUGCAGGUUGGUGUAUUCUUAAUGAGACUGGUGGCACAAUUGUCGGUGCAAAUGACCAAGAAUGGCAAAUAGGAGUUAAUAAUAGGACAUAUUUAGCUGUUAGAGGCUGCUUUGAAAGCACUUCUGGUGAACAGAAGAAAUACAUUAAAGAUUUCUGGUCAUGCGUAGACGGAAAAUUGAGUUAUGAAUAA